Messenger RNA from Asparagus officinalis (garden asparagus), 1441 nucleotides. Its product is annotated as pre-mRNA-splicing factor 38. Gene Ontology annotation, cellular component: precatalytic spliceosome. NCBI's taxonomy places the organism in Eukaryota, Viridiplantae, Streptophyta, Magnoliopsida, Asparagales, Asparagaceae. The transcript has 5 exons. The record is from RefSeq and is a predicted model, not a curated record.
UUAUGUAUUCCUCGCUCCUACCCGUUAUCACCCCUAGGAACCAUCCCAGAUUCGAUUAAAACCCUCUCUCAGGAUUAGGGUUAGGGUUCCUCUCUCUCUCUCCUUCUGAGAGAGUCCGCCAUGGCGAACCGAACGGAUCCCAAUGCGAAGAGCAUCCACGGCACAAACCCUCAAAACCUAAUCGAAAAGAUUGUGAGAUCGAAAAUCUAUCAGCACACGUACUGGAAAGAGCAAUGCUUUGGGCUCACCGCCGAAACCCUAGUCGACAAGGCCAUGGAGCUCGAUCACCUCGGAGGAACCUAUGGCGGAAAUCGAAAGCCCACCCCCUUCAUGUGCCUCGUCAUGAAGAUGCUCCAGAUCCAGCCUGAGAAGGACAUCGUCGUCGAGUUCAUCAAGAACGAGGACUACAAGUAUGUGAGGAUUCUUGGAGCUUUUUAUUUGAGAUUGACGGGGACGGUGACGGAUGUGUACCAGUAUCUUGAGCCAUUGUAUAAUGAUUAUCGAAAGCUUAGGCAGAAGCUUCCUGAUGGGAAGUUUAGCUUGACUCAUGUAGAUGAAGUGAUUGACGAGCUUUUGACAAAAGACUAUUCUUGUGAUAUUGCACUUCCGAGAGUGCAGAAAAGGUGGGCUCUUGAAGCUUCUGGAGCCUUGGAACCUCGAAGAAGUGCUUUAGAGGAUGAUUUUGAAGAGGAAGAAGAAAAGGAAGAGGAUGAACAGGCUAUGGACAUAGAUAAUGGAUCAUAUGAGAAGGUGAGUAUUUAACGUAGUCAAUAUUUUUCAACCAGGGACAGGGAUUAUGACCGGGAUAGGGAUUACGAUCGAGACUAUGGUAGGGGGCGUGAAAGAGACCGAGACCGAGAUAGAGAUCAUGACAGAGAUCGUGACAGAGACAGAGACCGCCACCGAACUAGAGAUGAUAGAGAUUACGGUCGAGAAAGAGAUCGAGAAGGCAGGGACCGAGACAGAAGAGACAGAGACAGAGGGCGACACCGGAGUCGCUCAAGGAGUCGGAGCCGGAGUAGGGACCGUAGAGACCGCGACCGUGAGGAUGGAGACCACCACCGGAGGAGGCACCAUGAACGAAGCAGUGCUAGUCCUCGUGGGCGGCCUGAGGAGGAACCAAAGAAGAAGAAAAAGGAGAAAAAGGAGAAGAAGAGUGAUGGAACUGAUCACCCAGAUCCUGAGAUUGCGGAGGCAAAUAGGCUUCGGGCUUCUCUUGGUUUGAAACCCCUGAAAAUGUGAGACAAUCUUAACAUUGUCUGGACCAUGUUGUGUUUGAUAAUGCAGAUAACCAUCGAUUCUUCCGAAUGUUAUUAAGUGAAAGAUAUGUCCCGGAGAUUGUCUGUCUGUAUGUCCAUAUAUAUGCUGUUCCUGUGCAUGAUAUUAUGUGUUCAUGUGUUAUAGUUUUGUUUCGACUGUGGAGGCUGUUAUCGUUUUUAUA